CUUCAGACUCACCAAAUCUUUUCGGAUUUAUCCUCCGACUACACUACCUCUCACUCACGAAGUUCCUUUUGAAAUAUUCUGCAUCAUCAUGACUCUUGAGGAAGUUCUGAUCCAGAAGUUCGCUGAGCGUGCCCAGUGCACCGGCAAAGCACUAGAGGAAGUUUUGUUCUCUGCUAAAGAAAAUGACUGCCUGACGGUUGGUGUCUACGAGUCUGCUAAAGUUAUGAAUGUUGACCCAGACAGCGUGUCUUUCUGCGUUCUGGCCACCGAUGAGGAGUGGGAGUGUGACAUUGCUCUCCAGAUCCACUUCACCCUCAUCCAGUCUUUCUGCUUUGACAACGACAUCAGCAUCGUCAGAGUGAACGACAUGCAGCGCCUGGCUGAGAUUGUUGGUGACAAGACUGGCCAGCUUGAAGAUGCCCACUGCUGUCUUAUCACGAACCCAGCUGAUGGUUCUUGGGAGGACGCUGCUCUGGAGAAGCUGCACCUGUUCUGUGAGGAGAGCCGCAGUCUGAACGACUGGGUUCCAGAGAUCACCCUUCUUGAGCGCUGAUCUGGAACUUGAUUCUUCUCUCUUGAGAUGCUGUAAACCUUCAACCUAUAAGGAAAUACUCAUCCGUUUACAGGAUGACACUGUUUCUCAUCCCUGGAUACUCCUGAGGAGGAUUCCGAUCCAGGCAGCGCGUGGCCGGCCCGAGUGGCCCCCGCGAUUCGUUGUCUAUUGUCCCGUCCAUACCAAGAUGACUUCCAUUCUUUAUGUGAAUGAGGUCAGGUAUGCCACGAGAGUGACAAAGAUGGCCCUCAUUCUUUGUGCGGAUGAGGUUUGGAGAGAAAGGAGAAGCGAGUUCUGUAUCUUGUGGUCCAAAGAGCAAACGUCGCACGUUGAAGCACGCGCAGUAGGAGAAGAAGCGGUGCCAAGAAGAAGCGUUCUUAAAAAGGGACUUUAAAAAAAUGUCUUCUUGCUGAGCAGCAAUAACAACCGUUGCAUUCAGCGAAAUGUUUCCCACUUUCCAGAAUUGUCUUAUUUCUCUAAAGGUUUCACUUUAGAAAUGUAAUCAUGGCAAAAAAUAAAAGCCUUUUAAAAAGAUAAGAAAAAGUAUUUACUCCUAGGCCUAAUGCUCUAAGGUUUUGACUUUAGAACGUUUAACGCUGUCAAAACCAAUACACAUUUAAUACAUUGGGCAACUUAUAAUGCUCUAAAGGUUUCACUUUAGGAUGUGUUUAUUAACUUUGUCAAAAAAAAGAAAACAAGAAAUUAACUUAUAAUGUUCUCACUGUUUAUACUUAACAUUUUAAACAUUUCAUUAUGUUUAAAAUGAAAAAUAAGACAUUGAUUUAUAAUUCUUUCAAUGUUUAACUUAAGAAAUGUUUAUGAAAAAAAACAAUAACCUAAUAAAACUGCAUAUUAUA
Salvelinus sp. IW2-2015 is the source of this 1410-nucleotide messenger RNA. Its product is annotated as growth arrest and DNA damage-inducible protein GADD45 gamma-like. Gene Ontology annotation, cellular component: cytoplasm; nucleus. Gene Ontology annotation, biological process: regulation of cell cycle. The record is from RefSeq and is a predicted model, not a curated record. NCBI's taxonomy places the organism in Eukaryota, Metazoa, Chordata, Actinopteri, Salmoniformes, Salmonidae.